Molecule: messenger RNA, 708 nt
Organism: Rubroshorea leprosula
Lineage: Eukaryota; Viridiplantae; Streptophyta; Magnoliopsida; Malvales; Dipterocarpaceae
Source: the annotation of a GenBank genome assembly
CAUGGUGCAGGGUAUGUAAAGUUUUGUUCCCCCUACAGAUCGACAGCGUGCGAAGGGGUGCAUUUAGCAGCAUGGGGGCAUGCCACUAUGCUAAAGUUGAUGGACGUAAGCAUUCAGUUACGUGGUUGCACUCUUUGAGUGCGAGUAAGGGCACACGGGCAAAACCACGAGCUUUAGGAGAGCUGCAAACAGCUGACCUCAGAGAAAGCAAGCUUGGAGCACAAGUCGCUAAGGAUGAGGCCGGUCGUGUUGAAGACCGUGCUAGGAGAGUAAAGGUUGAUAGGGAUAAGGCUUUGUCUGAGCUGAAAUCCCUAAAGGAGAGGGUGGCUCAAGCCAACCAGAAUCUGACUCGAGCUAAGGCAUCGCUUGAGAGGGAGGACACUGAGGGUUUCCCAAGCUUCGAUGUUUGGGUGGCAAAGCCCCUUGAAGCGGAGGUCAAACCAUCAAGCACUCCCCCAUCCUUUCAGCCCACUACCGCUCCAGCUCUUCCCUUACUAGCUCGUUCUGCUUCAACUCAGCUAUCUCUUGCUCAUGCUUCUGUUGCACCCGUUGACGCAUCCAUUCCUAUCGAUCUGAUGGAUGAUUAGUUUUAGGCUUAUUUCUUUUGUAUUUUUUGCAUUGGUCACUUGACCCUUUAAAACAUUUUAAUGACUGUCCCCUGCAUUUACAUGUAUAUUUUUUGGAAAGAAAUACAAAAUGGACAACAUU